AUGAAUCAUCAGGUCCCGAUACGAGUUGAUGGUAGAUUCAGACUCGGAGAUGUUGUGGGAUCUGGUUCAUAUGCUGUUGUAUACCAUGGAUGGAACAUCAUCCAAGAUGAUGCAGUUGCGAUCAAACUCGAACCCAUCGUCAGCCAGUCAUCUUCUGUACAGCAUGAAUACACCAUUUUGAAACGACUUGAAGGUGGAGUUGGGAUACCCUGCGCCCUCUGGUUCAGUAGAGAGGCAACAUAUCACACAUUGGUUCUUGACCUCCUUGGGCCAUCACUGCAAGAUCUUUUCCUCGCACACAAUCGAAAAUUCAACCUUCACACUGUCGUGAAUCUAGGAGACCAACUGCUCUCACGUCUCGAAUACAUCCAUGCACACAAUUACGUUCACGGUGAUAUCAAACCGCAGAAUGUCUUGGUGGGUCUUGGCCAUUUGAGGCACACUGCAUAUAUUAUUGAUUUUGGUAUUGCAAAGGAAUACUGGAACACUGCAACCAGAGUCCAUAUCCCAUUCCAUCAGAAUCGAAGUCUCACUGGCACUCCUGCGUUCGCUUCGAUCAACAAUCACUUAGGAGUUGACCCGGGUUGUCAUGACGAUCUCGAGUCACUUACAUACAUGUUGAUCUAUUUGUUGCGCGGCUCCCUUCCAUGGUUAACCAGUGACCAUGAGAAGCUAUCCAGCUCUUCUAUUCUCGAGUGCAAGGUCAACACCACCAUUGAAGUUCUAUGCGAUGGAAUUCCUGUCGAGUUCGCAAGUAUUCUCAUCUACACGCGCUCUCUUGCGUUCUCAGAGGACCCUGACUAUGGGCAUCUUCGUUCAUUGCUUCACGGUCUUCAAGCCACAUUGUCCGCACCAGCUACGUGCUCACUGGAUUUCUCCCAACCUAAUGAUCACAUCAUACAUCCCCUUCCAAUCUCCAAUGAACAUUGGAUUGCCGAGGCAGCGCCCCCACUGGCAUGUCCACCAGAUGCAACACCUCUUCGCAAAUCGACUUGUGUGUGA
Suillus paluster is the source of this 1002-nucleotide messenger RNA. RefSeq names its product kinase-like domain-containing protein. Gene Ontology annotation, molecular function: ATP binding; protein serine/threonine kinase activity. The record is from RefSeq and is a predicted model, not a curated record. Gene Ontology annotation, biological process: signal transduction; endocytosis; peptidyl-serine phosphorylation. NCBI's taxonomy places the organism in Eukaryota, Fungi, Basidiomycota, Agaricomycetes, Boletales, Suillaceae. Bases 1 to 1002 code for a protein of 333 amino acids. Gene Ontology annotation, cellular component: cytoplasm; nucleus. The transcript is spliced from 3 exons.